Messenger RNA from Elephantulus edwardii (Cape elephant shrew), 2709 nucleotides. It is a transcript of the gene CFAP184, whose product is annotated as coiled-coil domain containing 96. Gene Ontology annotation, cellular component: axoneme; ciliary basal body. The record is from RefSeq and is a predicted model, not a curated record. Gene Ontology annotation, biological process: cilium assembly. The transcript has 5 exons. The coding region runs from base 1 to 2709 and encodes 902 amino acids. NCBI's taxonomy places the organism in Eukaryota, Metazoa, Chordata, Mammalia, Macroscelidea, Macroscelididae.
AUGGUGCAGACGCUCUCAGGUAUGCGGGAGGGCACGGAGGACACGCUGCCAGCACGCGCAUCGGACACGCACUCCUGCGGUCAAGUCCAAGGCCACGAGAGGCUCCAGGGACAGGGGACCCUGCACACACGACAGCACAGCCUCCACAGGAGCUGUCGCCAGUCACUGAGGACGCAGCCGCUGUGGGGACCACGGCUGCUCAGAGUGCCUCCAACACAGCACGGAAUCCGUGUAGACGGAGCGGCUUCAGAGCACGGCGCCCGUGCCGGGGGCACAGAGGGCCACACAGGGCUUGGAGCCCUGCUCCGGGAGACGGCCCUCAGCAGAGGAACCCAGAACAGGGACGGUGGCCACGGCAAGGUGACAGGACACAGCUUCUCCCCCACAGGUCGCACCAACGAUGGGAACAAAGGGGCCUCUCUAAGGCUCCAGACCAGAGCACGACCGCCUGGGCCAAGGGCAGGAGUGGGGCAGGUCCUGGCCCCGCUGGCUGUGGAGGGAGAGCCUGGGCCAGCUUCCAGGUCUGUGCGGAGGAGCUGGACCAGUGGGCAGGACUGGGCCCCGGAGGGCUCCACCAGCCAGGGACAAGCAGGGGAGGCAGACGCCUGGAGUUUGAGAUGUCCUUCCGACGAAGGAGAGGGGGCCCCCGGCUGCCUCCUGGGCCACAACUCUUGUCGCUUGCUGCCCACUCACAUGUACAGAGUCCUGGGAGUCCUGGGAGUUGGAGAAGCCGCUGAGUGGACAGGACCAUGUCUCCAAGGCCAGGCCCUCGGGCACCUGGGCCCACCUGCUGCGCUGGGGGAGCCACCAGCUUUCCCUGAGACAGUGUGUCCACAGAUGGAGGCCUCCCUGGCCAGCGGGCUCAGGCGCUCUGGCUCAAGGGGUGUGAACGGCUGCCCGCGCUCGCGCCACGCCCAGAGGCCGCGCCUGCGCACUGCGCCACUCCAGGGGGGGCCCCCUGCGUUCGACGCCACGCCCAGAGCCGAGCUGCGCGUGUGCAGAGAGCGCCACCAAUCGCUACCCUCCGAAUAUCCUGGCUGCCUCCCAUUGGUCAGAUUCUACACGGGACAGUGGGGCGGGGCCAGGGCGACUCUUGACCAAUCGCAGGCACCUAGCGUGCCCGUGGUUGCCCCUGGAAACCGAGCGGCUGCCCGCAGGUGGAAAAUGGACCGGGACGCAGAGCAGCCGGGAGAUGUCCGGGGCCUGCGGAGUGCGAGGUCGGGGUCGGUCGAGCCCAGCUUAGGCCAGCACAGGCCGGAUGAGUACGAGCCCACCGCGCCCGCCGAGUCCACCCGGCCCUCUGCGACCCCCGAGGCUGCCGCGCCCAAAGCAGCGGAGCCCGAGACCAUGAGCCCCGCCGCGGCCGAGCCCGAGCCCGGGGAGGUGCCGGCGGACAGCGGGCCUGAGGUCGAGGCGGAGCCCCCCGAACCUGCGGAGCCCCAGGCCGCGCCCAGCGAGGACACGGAGCAGUCCCCUCGGCCGGGCACCGCCAUGGGCUCCCAGGCCGGCUCGCAGGCGGGCUCCGAGGGGCCCGAGGAGGGCGCGGAGGACACCGGGGCCGCGCCGGCCUUGCUGCCCCCCCGGGAGCCGGACGCCUCCCAGGGGCGCGGGGAGGACGGCGAGGUGAGCCGGAGGGGGUCCAGCUACGAGGAGCUGCACGUGGCCCUGGACGCCGCGUGGCCCCGGGCGGUGCAGAAGCUGGAGGAGCACCAGCUGCGCUCCGAGCUCCUGGAGCAGUACCGCGCGCUGCUGGUGGAGCGCAGCCGCUUCCAGCGCUACAAUGCGCACCUGCAGCACAAGAUCCUGGAGUCACUGCGCAGGAAGAAGGGCCUGGACGUGGCCGAGGCGCUCGAGAAGGCCGAGGCCGAGGCCCCCGAGAAGGAGCAGGCCUACCUGCACUGCCUGGCCACGCUGGAGGAGCUGAAGAAGCAGCAGGCGGACGACCUGGCCUGGUACCACCAGGAGCUGGCCCAGCUCAAGCGGCAGUGCCAGGAGAAGGUCUCCCGGGUGGAGACGGAGUGGCGCGCCUUCCAGGCCCUCAAGAAGCAGGUGAUGCUGCAGGUCAUGGGCAGCUGUCGGCUGCGCGGAGGGCGCCAGGUGGCCCUGCGGGAGGUCGAGCAGCUGCAGGCCCUGGAGGACAGGAAGGAGCAAGAGAUGAGCGCAGUAAGGCUGGAGAACGUGCAGCUGAGGCAAAGCCUGGCGCACGUCGAGACCCGGAUGCGGGCCCAGGAGGACAUGACCGAGGGUUUGCUCCUCAUAGACUUCGAGCAGCUCAAGAUCGAGAACCAGACCUUCAACGAGAAGGUGGAGGAGCGCAACGAGGAGCUGCAGAAGCUCCACAGCAAGGUGACCAGCAACGUGCAGGUGAUCACCCACGUCAAGGAGAAGCUGCACUUUGUGGAGAUGGAAAAUGCACACAAAAAGGCCCGCCUCCUGGAGACAGAGGCCCAAGUAGCCCACAAGAGGGACAUCCUGACCAAGACCAAACAGGCCCGAGACAGCUUGCGGCUGGACAACGUCAGGCUGAGCAAGGCGUGUGGACUGCUGGGCAAGGAGGCCCUCCUCCGGGACCUGGAGAAAAAGGUGGACAAGACAGAGCAGCUCCGGCAGCGGCUGGAGAGUCUGAAGCACCACCAUGCCGGCCUGACUCUGUCCUGCAGGGGCGUGCAGCAGAAGAUCCGCGAGGCUAAGGCCUUCCUCCCCACCUAG